This is a messenger RNA of Myotis lucifugus (little brown bat), 2597 nucleotides long. RefSeq names its product chloride channel protein ClC-Ka. Gene Ontology annotation, cellular component: membrane. Gene Ontology annotation, molecular function: voltage-gated chloride channel activity. The record is from RefSeq and is a predicted model, not a curated record. Lineage: Eukaryota; Metazoa; Chordata; Mammalia; Chiroptera; Vespertilionidae. Gene Ontology annotation, biological process: chloride transport; transmembrane transport.
CGCCAUGGAGGAGCUGGUGGGGCUGCGAGAGGGCUCCUCGGGGAACCCUGUGACUCUUCAGGAGCUGUGGGGCCCGUGUCCCCGCAUCCGCCGACGCAUCAGAGGCGGCUUGGAGUGGUUGAAGCAGAAGCUGUUCCGUGUGGGUGAGGACUGGUACUUCCUGGCCACCAUCGGGGUGCUCAUGGCCCUGAUCAGCUACACCAUGAAACACCUUCUCGGGGAGACUUGCUCUGGUGCCAUCGUGAGCCCCUGCCCCGCACCAGACACCCAUUGUCUGAGGAGCUUCACACUCUGCCUCACUUCUCACAAUGACCCUGUGAGGGAGGUGCCAUCACUAGCCCAUUUGACAGACAGGAAAACAGAGGCUGUGAGAGGCGGAGUCACUGGCCCAAGGCCCCCAGCUAGGGAGUGGCAAGCCUGGGUCGGGAUCCAGGGUCCUGCUCCUGCUCCUCUGGGGAGAUGCUGCUCCCUGGCGGCCUGGGCCUCCCCUCUCCAGGCCUGUGUCUCCCGGUCAGUAGGGGGCACCCGAGGGCCGCGGAGCCUGUGGGUGCUCCCUGAUUCCUGGCUGUCCCCAGCACACAAGUGGCUGUACCGGGAGAUUGGAGACAGCCACCUGCUCCGGUAUCUCUCCUGGACCGUGUACCCCAUGGCCUUGGUCUCCUUCUCCUCCGGCUUCUCACAGAGCAUCACGCCCUUCUCAGGAGGUUCUGGAAUCCCGGAGCUGAAGACCAUCCUGUCCGGGGUGGUCUUGGAGGACUACCUGGACAUCAAGAACUUCGGGGCCAAGGUGGUGGGCCUCACCUGCACCCUGGCCUCCGGCAGCACCAUCUUCCUGGGCAAAGUGGGCCCCUUCGUGCACCUGAGUGUGAUGAUCGCUGCCUACCUGGGCCGCGUGCGCACCAAGACCAUCGGGGAGUCCGAGAACAAGAGCAAACAAAACGAAAUGCUGGUGGCGGCAGCGGGCGUGGGCGUUGCCACAGUCUUUGCAGCGCCCUUUUCAGGCGUCCUGUUCAGCAUCGAGGUCAUGUCCUCCCACUUCUCCGUCUGGGAUUACUGGAGGGGCUUCUUCGCCGCCACUUGCGGGGCCUUCAUGUUCCGCCUCCUGGCCGUCUUCAACAGCGAGCAGGAGACCAUCACCUCGCUCUUCAAGACCAGCUUCCGGGUGGACGUCCCCUUCGACCUGCCGGAGAUCUUUUUUUUUGUGGCGCUGGGGGCCAUCUGUGGCGUCCUGAGCUGCGCGUACCUCUUCUGCCAGCGAAAUUUCCUCAUCUUCGUCAAGACGAAUCCGCUCACCUCCAAACUACUGGCCACCAGCAAGCCCCUGUACUCCGCCCUGGCCGCCCUGGUUCUCGCCUCCAUCACCUACCCCCCUGGCGUGGGCCGCUUCAUGGCUUCUCGGCUGUCUAUGAAGCAGCACCUGGACACACUGUUUGACAACAACUCAUGGGCACUGAUCACCCGGAACUCGUCCCCGCCCUGGCCUGCCGAGCCCGACCCCCAGAACCUGUGGUUCGAGUGGUACCACCCGCGGUUCACCAUCUUUGGGACCCUUGCCUUCUUCCUGGUUAUGAAGUUCUGGAUGCUGAUCCUGGCCACCACCAUCCCCAUGCCCGCUGGCUACUUUAUGCCCAUAUUCAUCUUCGGAGCUGCCGUUGGGCGCCUCAUAGGGGAGGCCCUCUCUGUCGCCUUCCCUGAGGGCAUCGUGGCCGGAGGGGUCACCAACCCCAUCAUGCCCGGAGGGUAUGCCCUGGCAGGGGCUGCGGCCUUCUCAGGGGCCGUGACCCACACCAUCUCCACGGCGCUGCUGGCCUUCGAGCUGACCGGCCAGAUCGUGCAUGCGCUGCCCGUGCUGAUGGCGGUGCUGGCGGCCAACGCCAUCGCCCAGAGCUGCCAGCCCUCCUUCUAUGACGGCACCAUCAUUGUCAAGAAGCUGCCAUAUCUCCCGUGGAUCCGGGGCCGAAAAAUCAGGAAAUACAAAUUCCUGCCUCAUAAUUCAGCUUUCUCCCUCUCCGCUUGUCCAGAAUCUCAGAUCCUGGUGGGCACCGUGCGAAGGGCCCACUUGCUGCAGGCCCUCCAGGCUGAGCCACCUUCCUGGGCUCCAGGACACCAAGUGCACUAUCUCCAGGACAUCUUGGCUGGGGGCUGCCCCAUGGAGCCAGUGACCCUGCAGCUGUCUCCAGAGACGUCCCUGCACGAGGCACACAACCUCUUCGAGCUGCUGAACCUUCAGUCCCUCUUCGUGACGUCUCGAGGCAGAGCUGUGGGCACCGUGUCUUGGGUGGAGUUGAAGAAAGCCAUUUCCAACGUGACAAACCCACCGGCCCCAAAGUGAGCCAGCCUGGCAAGACGAACGGGGGCACCUAAGUGCCCUGGCGAAGCAGAUGGCGCAGGUAUCCUGCCUCCCUGCCCACCACGGCUUGCCCUCCCCCCAGCCCAGCUCGGCUCCUCAGUGAAACAGGCAGCUCUGACCUUGCACCUCAGAGGGCUCCAUAGUCACCAUGUCCCAUCCUGGGUGGGACAAGUGCCACCUGCCUUGAAGGACAAAUCCCACCGUGGACCGAGCUCAGAAUGCAAGACAGCAGGAAACCUCUUGUCCG